This is a messenger RNA of Patiria miniata (bat star), 2438 nucleotides long. It is a transcript of the gene nob1, whose product is annotated as RNA-binding protein NOB1-like. NCBI's taxonomy places the organism in Eukaryota, Metazoa, Echinodermata, Asteroidea, Valvatida, Asterinidae. The record is from RefSeq and is a predicted model, not a curated record. The coding region runs from base 29 to 1486 and encodes 485 amino acids. Gene Ontology annotation, biological process: maturation of SSU-rRNA; ribosomal small subunit biogenesis. Gene Ontology annotation, molecular function: RNA endonuclease activity. Gene Ontology annotation, cellular component: preribosome, small subunit precursor. The transcript is spliced from 8 exons.
GGUCGCCUGGUGAUAAUUAUUGGUAAAGAUGGCGAAAAACAUGGCAAAGCACGUUGUGGUUGACACUGUGGCUUUCUUCAAAAAUAUUCAGUUGCAGGACAUUGCGGAGAAUGUCUAUACAACCCAAGGAGUGGUGAGGGAGAUUAAAGAUGCUGCAACAAGGCAACGGCUGGCUGUCUUGCCUUAUGACCUCAAGUAUCGUGACCCCUCACCAGAAUGCCUUCAAAUCAUCUCGGAUUUUUCAAAGAAGACCGGGGAUUAUCGCAGUCUGUCGUCUGUAGAUGUCAAGGUCCUAGCGCUGACCUAUCAGUUGACUAAGGAACACUGUGGCACUGAACAUCUCAAGCUGGUCCCUGAAAAGAAGGUGACAUUAACUUGCAACACAAGGCCGCUGGUGAAAGCUACUGACAUUGUGGGUUUUUACCUUCCACCAAAGGAAACCACAAGUCAAACAGGUGAGGAUGAGCAAUCAGCGACCAAAGAAACUGACUCAAGUCUUCCCAAAGACAACAAGGAAGAUGGUGACAUUGAACUCACAAUGAGCAAACUGGCAGUCGAGGCAGAGGAAGAGGAAGAUGGAGACGAAAGGACAGAACUCGAAGCAAAAGAAGACAAUUUAGAAGGGAAGGGACUGAAAGACGCAGAUGAGAUCAAUAUUGACAUUGAUGCUCCCAAGAAUUGUGAGGAGUCAAAGUUAGAUAGUUUGUCAUCAGAAAACAGCAACCAAGCUCAGGAGGAGGCAGUGGCGUCAGAAUCCAUGCUUGAAGACGAAGAGGAGAACAUUGACAACCUCAGCGAUGAGGAUGACAGUAAUGCGGAGGCGGAGGAUGCAGGUAACCAUGGUGAUGGUUUAGAUGGCGAGGAAGGAUGGAUAACACCAGGGAAUAUUAGCAAGAUACGCCAAGGUACGAGGAGUGACCAGGAAACAGCAGACGGUGUUAUCGUCGGCUGUAUGACGGCAGAUUUUGCCAUGCAGAACGUUUUGAUCCAUAUGGGAAUUCCAGUCCUUUCUGUGGAGGGGAUGUUGAUUAAGACAGCCAAGAGCUUUGUGCUAAGAUGCCGCAGCUGCUUUAAACGUACCAACAACAUGACUAAAGUAUUCUGUCCGCACUGUGGCAACAGGACAUUAGACAAAGUCACCGUGACAACUGAGGAAGAUGGCAGCCAACGCAUUCAUCUCUCGCAUCGCAAGGUCAUGAACAAGAGGGGCCUGAAGUACCCACUUCCUAUGCCCAAGGGAGGCAAGCAUGCUGAUAAUCCUGUCUUGGUAGAAGACCAGCCGAUUCCUCAUAAUCGUCUUUCUCGUAAGGCCCAGAUGACUACGGACGUCUUCAACACUGACUUCAUCACCGGCAAUUCUCCAUUCGCUCUGAAAGACACCACCAGCAAGUCGGCCCAACUUGGAGUACGAAGCUUUGAUAGCAAUGCAGCCCAUCAUAGGAGAAACCCCAACCAAGUCAGGCCCAAAAAGGGCCGCAAAAAAUAAACAAAACGAGGACUCUUUAGUAAAACUGAGUCGUGAAGUGUAUGACGUCUCUUUCAAACACACUUUGUUAAUAAUAUAUAAAGUACAUGUACACAUAAUUUAUCUCCAAUCCUUUUCUUUGUUCAGACAGAAAUAACACUGCAGAAGUUGGAACAAAAAAUAUCACACAAGGUAAUAAUAAUAGUGGGUAAUUAUAAAGCGCACGUAUCCACCAGGACUGGUGCUCAAGGCGCUACAUCAUUAUUACCCCUGCUCAUUGGGCCCAUGAAACAUUCCAAAUACCAUCUCAGCUCCCUGAGGAGUAUACAGCUCGAUGCAGCCUGUUAGGCGCAAGGAAGCUAAUUCAAUCACAAUAACCAUCUCUGCCCUCACAGGUACCCAUUUACUCCUGGGUGGAGAGAAGCAUAUACUAAAGUCUAGAAAUUAGUAAAGGUAUACAUGUACUUGAACCACUAAAAAAAACCAAAUUUUGCAAGUAUAAGUUAUAACUGCAUUAAAAUCCUUGCUCUCUUCAAGCCACAAGUAAAUUUUGCAAAUUGAAGGUUUUGGAGAGUGUAGCAAACAAAGUUUAACUUAUGUUUCUUCUUUCCUUGAUAGCCCAGAGUGGGAUAAUCUAAGUGAAGCUUAUGAAUUUUUUCUCACAAUCACUUGGGACAACACUGUAUUUAUAAAAUAUGUUGGCGAAGGGUAUAAAACCCCAGUGUAAAAUCUAAAUUUUCUCAAUAUAUUUCAGCCAAUCUUCUUUACACAUUCAUAAUAGAGUGUGUUGGUGAUUCACCGUGUUAGUUACUUGGAAGUGAACAAUUACAAAUUCGAAAUCAAUGAUGCACCAUGACAAACUUUCUUUUGUUUUAAUUGAAAUUGACUUUUCCGAUGUACAUGUACCAUCAGUCGCGAAUUGGCGAAUAUGAAAAACAUUUCAGUUAUGACAAAUAAAGAACAAUUAUCUGUA